Molecule: messenger RNA, 753 nt
Organism: Rodentolepis nana
Lineage: Eukaryota; Metazoa; Platyhelminthes; Cestoda; Cyclophyllidea; Hymenolepididae
Source: the annotation of a GenBank genome assembly
AUCGAAGAGACUUGCCGUUGGCUUACAGUUUCCGGUUCACGUAAAUGGGACCAUUUGAUUCAACUUCUUGAUCACGUCAAUCAGGGUGAAAACAUUUCGACUCGUCUGAAUGAAGCAGCAAUAACAAAAACAACAACAACAGGGAAUGUCUAUUCUCCUGUCAAAACUACUCGCUCCAAACGUAGUCGUGCAGACGUGGGAGGAGAUACUUCAACUUCAGAACUCGAUGCAACUGCUUCAACCGCAUCAUUAUCAACAGCAGCAGUUUCCCCAUCAAUUGUUACAGCUUGUGAAUCUCUCCUGCGUCAACUGAAGCUCAUUUUUGUCAAUAAACUCAAGAGCUUGCAGGAAUUAGCCUCAGAUGGUAGAUCUGCUUUAUUGAAACUCUUGGAGGCCUUCCAAACUUACUCUAACACAGAGGCGUCGAUUCCUUCUACAUCGUCAAAAGUUAAGGAAGCUAUGGAGAUCUUUGGAUGUAGGGGUAUUACCCGCUUUGCUGAAUCUCCGUCUAGUCUAAUUGCACGACUUGCGUCAACAGGAUUGGCUGAGUGUUUGGAGAAGUGUCUUUGUGAAUCUUGCGAUGAGCAUUGCAAUCAUCUGGCUGCCUCAAAAGAUCCAAAAAGUCUUGACGUAAAUACGCAGGUGGCUCAACUUAUCUUCUGGUGGUGCGAACAAGUGAUCCGAUGCUAUGGGAAGGGAACUGAACAGUUGGAGGUGACCGGGCAUUGGCUGACACAUACCCGAGGGGAGUAA